AUGGCCGCCAAAUCUGCACAAGGAAACAAUGGCAAGAGGGCGUCGCCCGCGGUAAACCUGAUCGCGGGUGGCGGUGCCGGUAUGAUGGAGGCCCUCGUGUGUCAUCCUCUAGAUACAAUCAAGGUGCGGAUGCAGCUUUCUCGGAGAGCCAGGGCCCCCGGGGCAAAGCCCCGUGGGUUCGUGACAACCGGUGCGGAGAUUGUACGUAAGGAAACUGCCAUGGGUUUGUACAAGGGGUUAGGCGCCGUCCUGGGAGGCAUUAUCCCAAAGAUGGCGAUCCGGUUCACAUCGUACGAGUCGUAUAAGGGGAUGCUGGCGGACAAGGAGACCGGCCAUGUCACAAGCAAAUCCACCUUUCUGGCUGGUCUCGCGGCCGGUGUGACCGAAGCCGUGGCCGUGGUCAACCCAAUGGAAGUCGUCAAGAUCCGUCUGCAAGCACAGCAUCAUAGUCUGGCAGACCCACUGGACACACCCAAAUACCGCAGUGCACCACACGCGCUCUUCACCGUCAUUCGAGAGGAAGGGUUCAGCGCGCUGUACCGGGGUGUUUCUUUGACAGCGCUGCGGCAAGGAACCAACCAAGCGGCCAACUUCACUGCAUACAGCGAGCUCAAGGCCGCUCUCCAGCGCUACCAGCCCGAGUACAGCAACUCGCAGCUGCCCUCGUACCAGACCACCGUGAUCGGAUUGAUUUCCGGUGCUGUCGGCCCCUUCUCCAACGCCCCUAUCGACACCAUCAAGACCCGCCUCCAGAAGACCCGUGGGGAGCCCGGCCAAUCUGCCAUCACUCGCAUCAUGGUGAUCGCCAAGGACAUGUUCAAGGCAGAAGGAGCCAGCGCCUUCUACAAGGGCAUCACGCCGCGUGUGAUGCGGGUCGCCCCCGGCCAGGCUGUCACCUUCACCGUGUACGAGUUCCUCAAAGGCAAGCUGGAGCAGUCAAACUGGGCCUUUGUCGGUGGCAAGUAUGAGGAGUGA
Messenger RNA from Penicillium alfredii, 975 nucleotides. Its product is annotated as putative succinate:fumarate antiporter (Acr1). Lineage: Eukaryota; Fungi; Ascomycota; Eurotiomycetes; Eurotiales; Aspergillaceae. Bases 1 to 975 code for a protein of 324 amino acids. The transcript has 5 exons. The record is from RefSeq and is a predicted model, not a curated record. Gene Ontology annotation, biological process: fumarate transport; succinate transport; transmembrane transport.